UCGCACACUCUUCUCCUCUUUCUGUCUGUAUCAACAUCAACUGUUAUUGUCGUCGCAUUCAUCUGUAAUAAUAUCGUCGCAUCUCAGCCUGUGUAUCGACUAUCGUCACGCUGCGUACGGCGCUGCACCACACCUUGCAUUCACUACUACACCGACCACGUGAUCCACCUUGCGUUUUUGCCAAACCAGAUCCAGGCCGAUUCCCCUUCAAUCACAGCCAGCAAUCAUUUCCUCAAUCGCUUCGACUUCCAGACUGCCCAGCGACACGGAAUGAUAACGGCUCAAUCUACGUCCACGUCCCAACUCACUUCUGAGCGAAAGGCUUGCGCCGGGUCCGAGGACUUUUAACCCUUCAUUUUCUGAACCAUGGCCCAGGCUGACACCUCCACCGCCUCUGAGCCUGCGAAUGCCAGCGCAGCUACUGCGACCCCGAAGAAGGCUACUUCAGCGCCCGAGAAGAAGUACAAAUGCCAGUAUUGCAACCGGGCCUUCAGCAGAAGUGAACACCGCAGUCGACACGAACGAUCGCACACGAAGGAGCGUCCCUUCAAAUGCCAGAAAUGUCGUAGCACCUUCGUCCGUCGCGAUCUGCUAUUACGCCACGAUCGAACCGUCCAUGCAAAGGAUGGCGGUGUGCCCCUUCAAUCUGAAGGACGAAAGAGAACAGGAACAGGCGCAGGGACGAAGUCGACGCCCUCAACGGCCGCUCCGUCCAAGCCUUCGAUAAGUCUUGAUCCGGGGACUUUGGAGCAAAUUGAGGCUAGCAGCGAUGGUAUGCUCGACCUUGAAACUGCCGCCAUGUUGAUGACAGACUUCCAACACAAGGCGGCGGCAGCAGCAGCAGCAGUAAACGGUCACAUUCAGAACGGAGAAAGCACAAUCCCCGAUUACUCUCCAGAUCGAAGCUCACUUCUCGAAUCGUCCGACUACCUCGCCGGUCCUAACGGCCUUCCGCAAAUGCCCUGGGACACCUUUAUGCCCCACGGCCCGUCGGAACCCAAAGCGCAUUCAAUGUCGAGCAUUUCGUCGCAAGAUAACCUGUCGCAGCCUCCUUUCGUCCAUAUGGGAUCGAUACAGCCACAUCAGUCUCAACUACCACCCAUCAUGGAACGUCAAACCUCCUUGGGUAGUUCGCUGCCCCCGACAUUCCACUCUUUGCCCGACACUUUCCCAGUCUCAGGGACGCCGACCCCCAACGCACUCUCUCCCUUCCCCUCUAUGACAGGGCCUGUAUCACCAGUGAACUAUCGCAAGUCUCCUGGUCCAGCCCAACCCCUUUCUUUACCCAAAGCUCCGCAGUUGAACAAUGAUGACGAGAGAGCUAUCAUUGCUAACCAGCUAGGUGGAGACAUCACACUACCUUCCCUGCCCACAAUGAACCUAUACUUAACUACCUACUUCAAUCUCUUUCAUCACCACAUGCCCUUUCUACAUCCUGUCACCUUUCGUCCUGAGAAUUGUCAACCGGCUCUUCUACUUGCCAUCCUCUCCAUCGGCGCUCUCUACAAUUUCGAACAAGAACAAGCCUAUCUCCUUCAUCAUGGCUCCAAGAAACUCGUGAAUCAAUUCCUUCAGAACAAGGACAACUUUGAUUCUCGAAAGUGCCCUCUCUGGACCAUGCAGAGCACUUUGCUGAAUAUGGUUUUCGAGAGCUGGAGCGGUGGCUCGCAAGGCCUUGAAUGGGCUUGUUCUAUUAAGAGCUUGCUUGCCAAUAUGGUUGCCGGCAACAAAUACGAGCUGAAGUUGCGUAUUGAUGGUCGCGCUGGAGCACCACCGACACAUGAUCAGUGGGUCAAUGAAGAGGGCUGUCGACGGACUUAUUAUGCCGUCUAUAUCUUCUUCGGCAUGCUGACUCUGACAUACAACCACACUCCGGCAAUCAGCUUCAACGAGUUCGACACAUUGCCACUACCAUCUUCCGAGUCAUUAUGGAAUAUUGAGCCCUCGGACGAGGAUUCCUGGCAGGAUAUCUUCGCAGCGUCGCCCACGAUUACUGUUCGAGAAGCAUAUGACAGUCUCUUCCAAGGAGAUGCUGCUAGAUACAGUGCUUUUGCCACUCGAGUGAUGAUCAACGCAUUGUUCUUGGAAGUGUGGAAUCUAAGAAGAAGUUUCGAAUCGCUACAGGACGUGGUUCUGGAAUGGAAGAUUCGCAUUGCCUUAGAAACAUGGGAACGGUCAUUGGAUCUGUGCGAGCCCGAAAUCAUUGUUGUUCCUCUCAGCACACCACACAAGAGCCACCCUCUGAUCUUCAAUUCGAUGGCUGUGUACCGCAACACCCGUGCCUUCCUUGAAGUGGAUCUCAAAGAUGUCCAGGAAGCCCUGCGGUACCACAACUCAUAUGAGAUUGCCGGCGCGAUGUCAUCGGCGCGUGACAAUGUCAAGAGAACGAAAGAGAUGAUCAAGGUUGUCGAGCAAUGCUACGAGUGCAUGGAAAUCGUUGCCAUGCAGGGUAUCAAUUGGGUCACCAAAACAUCGUCGACCAAUUGGAGUAUUGAGCAUCCUCUUUGUGGACUGGAUCUCAUCACUAUUCUAAGCCUGUGGCUAUAUCGUAUUGAGCAUGACGAUCAGGAAGCCACCGAAGAAGAGCUCGCCAUGUACAUGAGAGUACGCGGACUGUUCGAUGAUGACGCCGUGGACGCAAAUGGAUCACGUUUAAGCUCAACUGUAGCGCGCGUCUGGGGCUCGAUGUUGGACGGCGUGGUUGUUUGGGGUAUCUCAAAAACCAUGGGCGAGUCAUUCAAAUUGCAUUCCCAAGCUUUGAUUGGAUAUGUCGACGAGCUUUCAAUAGACCAUGUUACGGGAAUGCAGGUCGACCAGAAUCUUAUGGACAUUGCGACGACAUAUUAAACACCAUCUUACGAUAUCCUCUCUCACAUCGGUUUUCCUAUUUUACUGCAUGGCGAAAUUGUGGGCCUUCGGCAUCGAAAACGGCGCACGCGCGGUAUAUUCGAUAUAUUUUCUUUCUCGACUCUAUCAUUUAAUUCCAGAUGUCUUGUCUUGGGCACACGACCAAGCCCAGAAAUCACUUCGCACCUCUAAUCGAGGCAGACACAUACGCGACACAAGCAACAGUAUACCUCCCCCUCCUCACAACACACAUAAACUUACCUAAUCUUCUCGAUUUGAUACCUUGUGCGCUUACAGAUACAAGACUUUUGGUUUUCUCCUUAUAACGACUUUCCUUUAUUUGAGCGAGAAAGAAUGGACCAAGUGGUCCAAGACAGCCAGCGGGAAUUUCUGGCUAAUGAACUUUCUACCUUUCCUAUUGAAAUUGCGACGGCCGUUGUUUUGAUUACUCUCCUCUGUAUACUAUCAAAUGUGGAAUUCUUCGGCGAGGCAAUAAGAAAUUGAUUUACAGAUGCAUUCAAUAUAGCGACAUCAAUUGCACAGAGAUAGCAAUAACUUGGCUUAAUGUUCAAUUAUAUUUUUAU
Messenger RNA from Exophiala oligosperma, 3431 nucleotides. RefSeq lists its product as uncharacterized. The record is from RefSeq and is a predicted model, not a curated record. Gene Ontology annotation, molecular function: RNA polymerase II cis-regulatory region sequence-specific DNA binding; zinc ion binding; DNA-binding transcription factor activity, RNA polymerase II-specific. Gene Ontology annotation, cellular component: chromatin. The transcript is spliced from 4 exons. Bases 367 to 2847 code for a protein of 826 amino acids. Gene Ontology annotation, biological process: regulation of transcription by RNA polymerase II; DNA-templated transcription. Lineage: Eukaryota; Fungi; Ascomycota; Eurotiomycetes; Chaetothyriales; Herpotrichiellaceae.